Molecule: messenger RNA, 8417 nt
Organism: Linum trigynum
Lineage: Eukaryota; Viridiplantae; Streptophyta; Magnoliopsida; Malpighiales; Linaceae
Source: the annotation of a GenBank genome assembly
UGUCCUGUCAUUUGCCUGGUGAGAAUACAGUGUAUUCAAAUGUUGAUUCUAACGUGGAGGAAGCGGUUGAGUCUAGCAGUUCCCAAACCUCAAUGUUGUUAGCAUGGAUGGAUCUCAAUCUUCAGUCAAUGGAUGCACGGAAAUAUACCUUUGCGGAGAUGCCACAAUAUUAUGUAUGGAAUAAAAAAAUACAAGAAGUGGUAGCAGCGAAAAAAGGUACCUGCAUUGCUAGAUUAUAUUACUGCUACCCAUCCGCAAAGGAGCGAUACUAUUUGCGAAUGCUAUUGCAUGUUGUUAGGGGUUGUUGUUCUUAUGAUGAUAUUAGAACAGUGAAUGGGGUGGUAUAUGAAACAUUCCAAAAAGCAUGUUAUGCUCGGGGACUGUUAUCAGGAGAUUCUGAAUGGAAUGAUUGUGUCCAAGAAGCUUCGCACUGGGCUUCUGGUUAUAAACUUAGAAAACUUUUUGUCACAAUUCUUAUUCAUUGUCAGGUGGCUGAUGUGACUUCUUUUUGGUUAAAGAAUUGGGAAUUACUAAGUGAAGGCAUUUUGCAUUCACGACGUAGAGAGAUGAAUUUACCCCAGUUGAAUUUGUCGGAGGAUGAAAUUAAGGAGUUGUGCCUUAUUCAUAUUGACAAAUUGAUGGAGAGAUUUUCGAAGUCAUUAGCAGAUUUCCCUGGGUUGCCUGUUCCCGAUCAGUGUUUGCGUUCACAUACGGUAAACAUGCUGAUAGAUAUGGAGAUGAAUUAUGGACCCGAUGACUUAGACUGUUCUGAGGAUUGACAUAGUAGACCGUUGAAUGGAGAACAACAAAUUGCUUACGAUAUGGUAUUACAUUCUGUUUAUACCAAUGAGGGUAAAUGCUUUUUUGUGGAUGGAUUUGGGGGUACUGGUAAGACAUUUCUGUGGCGAGCAAUUUGUGAGCAAUUAAGAUUUGAGAAGAGGAUAGUAUUAUGUGUUGCUUCAUCUGGUAUUGCUGCACUGCUCAUGGUCGGUGGAAGAACUGCACACUCAAGAUUUCACAUUCCCCUGGAUUGUGAUACAAAAUCAACUUGCAAUAUUGAGCAAGGUUCUGAGGUGGCUGAAUUGAUUCUCAAUGCUUCACUUAUUAUCUGGGAUGAGGCACCGAUGGCUCAUAAACACAACAUAGAGGCCCUAGAUAGGACAUUGAGGGAUAUUUUCCGAGUUAAGCAUGUUGAUUCUGAGUUGAAGCCUUUUGGAGGUAUGACUAUUGUGUUUGGAGGUGAUUUCCGACAGACGUUACCUAUCAUCACGAAGGAUACACGGACUGAAAUUGUUAAUUCUUCCAUAAAGAGAUCUUAUUUGUGGCGGUCUAUGACAGUAUUGAAGCUAACCGAGAACAUGCGAUUAAAAUUGCCUCAUUCUGAAGCAUCGGCCAGGUUAGCAAUCUCUUUAUGGAAGAAUUAACAAUUUUUGGAGAAUCAAUUAUCCCGAUACCUCUACUUCCCCGUCGCAGUGAUCCAAUUCCUGAUAUUGUUGCUGAAAUAUAUGGUCAGUUACUCUCCACUGAAAAUAUGUCAACCUAUUUGGUUGAGCGAGCUAUCUUAGCCCCUCAUAAUGACACUGUUGCGGCCAUUAACAAUUAUGUAUUGGGUCUAUUUCCUGGUGAAGAAGUUUCUUAUUUUAGUUCGGAUUCGCUAGAGAUUGAUGCCAAGAAUCAGCAUGUUGAAGAAGGGGACUACACAGUUGAAUUCUUGAACUCUUUAAAGAUUGGGAAUUUUCUGGAACAUGAGUUGAAAUUGAAGUUGGGGUGCCCUGUUAUUCUGCUUCGAAAUCUGGAUCAGAGUACUGGGCUUUGCAAUGGAACUUGGAUGAUCGUUAAGAGAUUAGGUAAGUGGUUUAUUGAGGUCCAAAUUUUGACCGGGACACAUGUUGGUGAUACAGUUUUCUUACCACGCCUAAGUCUAUCGGUCCACUACAAGAGCUUAAAUUUCACUCUGGUUCGAAGGCAAUAUCCAAUUGCACUGUCAUAUGCAAUGACAAUUAACAAGAGUCAAGGUCAAACAUUAAAUCACGUUGGCAUCUGCUUGCAAAGACAAGUAUUUUCCCAUGGACAGUUGUAUGUUGCUAUGUCUCGAGUUACGUCGGAAAGGGGACUCAAGAUUCUUAGCUGUGACUCUCAAGGUAAACCGAUGAAGACUAUGCAGAACAUUGUGUUCACUGAGAUUUUUGAGUAGUGGUUUAUUGAUGUAUUAUGUUUUAUUCGAUUUGAGGACUAAGACUGUCAAAUUUAUCGGGUCGUUACAAUUUGAAUCUUGGGUUCUCAAUUUGUCCAAAUUAUUUUCCUGUUUUUAACAGCCAAUUAUAUGAAAUGUGAUUUAUGCACACUACUUUAUAUUUAAUUGUACCUCAAUUUACUCUACCAAAGGGUAUGCGAGUGUGACCGUUAUAUUGCAAUACGAAGAAGAACUUCCAUAGUCGCAGCUGAACUAAACUAAAUUAACACCACAACCCAGCCCACAAAACAACCCAAGCAUGGUUCAGUUAAAUAAAAUAUAGUAAGAGAGGGAAUGCGCAGCCGGAUUUGUUGAAACUAAAUGGCCAACCUAUUCCCAUAAAAAAAAGGCCAACCUACACUACCUUGGGCGGAUCCUUCUCCACUCCCCCACCUCCUCUACUGCCCAGUAUCCGAUUUUUUUGGAUCUUCUAUGAGGUGAAGGCUGUCGCAUUUCAAGCCAUGAUUUCUUUAUUAAAUACAUUCAUUAUGAUUUUCAUUUCAUGUUAAUUAGUGGUGGUGUGGGCCGGGCCGGCCGGGUUGGCGUAUCAAAUAAUAAUUAGCAACUUUGAGAGGCAAUUUUGGACAAGAAUUGUUGACACAGUCGCAAUUAGCAAUGUUGUUAAAACGGAACCGGACAUCGAUCCGGAUUAGUAAAGGGUUCAAGGUUUAUCAAAUAACCAGUGGUUAAUCGAUAUUAAAAAUCGAUCAUAAACCGGUGUUGACUUACUUGGUAGACUUAACAAUUAUUUUUUUUUACAAUUAUUGUUUCACUUAUUAGAGAUAAAAGAAUAAAGUGAGAAUUAUUAAAACUGAAAAAACAUAAUUUGGGCGGCUGCUAGGUCUUUUUUGGGAAAAGUGAACUGAUUUUUCUUUUCUUUAUAUUUUAUUCUGUACUUACCUUCUUUUGUUUUUGAAUUUUUAAUUGCAACAAAAUAAAAGGAAGGCGCAUGUUUGAUUUUAAGAAGGUGGGUCGUUCCCUAAAAAAAAAAAAAAAGAAGGUGGGUCGUGAGUUCCGUGACACACCCGCCUCUUGAACUCUAAAUGGCCAACCUUCUCCACUCCCCCACGAGGCCACAAAUCCUUCUCCACUCCCCCACUAUCCCACUUUCCACACACACACGUACUCCACUGCAUGCGGCCAAGUAAAUCACGUGUGUAGAAUCACUUUCUCUCCUUUAUAUAAUGGAGAUACCACUUUCUCUCAUGUUACAAUUUCCGUUUACUACUUCCCAUACAAAACACUUCGGUUCCAUUGACCGUGCGAAUUGCAUUCAAUAUGGCGGGCCUGCCUCAAUUCAAUCAGUAAGUACUGCUCAUGCAUCCAACAAAUACUACAUCAUGUAAUUUCGAUUCUUUUUCACUACUUAAUGCCAAAACUUACAGUCCAAUAUAUAGGCUUCCCCAUGGUUUUAUUGCUAAUCUGCAAUAUGAUGAUGCUCUUGAAAUUUGUGAGCGUGCCGACACCAUCGAUCUCAUUAUGUUGCAAGUGGAUGUCGAAAAUCAGGUAACUAAACAAAUAAAUUUCUUUUUAAUCGUACGCCUUUUGUGGCAUGCUGCAUUUUAUCGAUUUGCUUUGACAAUAUUCGUUUCUGUGUUUACAUCAGGGCCCCUCUUUUUUGUUAUCCGGACGUGUAACGAAUUUGACGACGUCCUGGUCCCCUGCAUCCAGAAUCCAUUUCGUCCACCUCACAAUUGAGGACGAAUUCAUUGGUGUUGACAUUGUCUUCCCGUCAUCACAGUUACGAACGAUUGUUGAAUCUGUAUUCAGUCAUGCAGAUGUUGUCAAUGCUGACUACAUGGCCCUUCUGAACAUGCUUGGAGAACAGACAUUUGAAGUCAUGGUCACAGUCGGUCCCUGGAACGAUGCAUUUGGUUAUUGUGAACUUGUGUUGGUGAAAUUAUUUUUGCCUUUGUUGAAUUGAGUACCAUGUCAUGAACAAUGAGACAAUGUAUUGAGUUUUCUUAUUUUGGACUUGCAUGUUAUUUGUCGUAAUACUCAACUAGAUUAGAUUUGUGAUUAGUAAAAUUUCAUGUAAGUAUUUUUAUUGUGAUUAGCUAAUCUUCAAAUGUAUUUAUAACUUAUUAUGAAUGUUCAUUCAUAUUACAUGUUCAUUCAUAUUACAUGUUCGUCUUCAACGAAUUGCAAAAUUGCAACAAUCUUGUGAUAAUAUAAAACAAGACUCAUUUCUCGACACUAUCAUUAUAGAUAUUGUAACUCCAUUUCCUUAAACAAAUGCGGCCAACGGGCCGGGCUAUAGGCUAGUUAAUAUAUAAGAUACAAAGUUGGCCACGGUCGUAGAAUGGAUUAUCUAAGUUACGUAUUGGCCGUAUUGAUUUGACUCUAAGAUAUUAACUAGUGUAGGAUACUUAACGAACCUAAUCACAAACAUGCCGCAAAUCAUUUCCUAAUGCAGUUAUUUACUAGUUAGUACCCAUUUAUCUAACAAAAAAUAUCUUAGACGAUGUUAACGAACCUAAUCAUAAAACAUGCCGCAAUCAAGCCUUCUUGGACACUAACAAGACACGAGUUCAACUGGUUUUCACACUUGCCAACAACAGGUUUUUAUAUACAUUUACGUACGCAGCUUCACUUAAAACCAUGAGAUAUAGAUGCAGAAGUUGAGCUCAAGAAGCUAAGUUAUUGAGACUUUGGAACAAAAGAUCGAUUUCCGGUAAAUGAAUUAAGGAAAGGUGUUCCCUUCCAAUUAAGGAAUGCCGACAUUGAAAACUGAUUAGAGCUUAGGGAGCUCUCAAUCAAUACCUACCUGUAACUGUAAGUACUGUAAUCAAUAACUAAUCAAAGCAUUAAUACGGGAGAAUCUCUGUUGACAAAUAAUCAUGCAUGCACCCAUGAAUUAGUUGAGCGCCACUCGUCAAUUGUCCUUGUGAUAAUCCUUUAGAAAUAAAACUACAGAUGGAAAGCAACUCUUGCGUUCUUAUGGAAACUCUCAUCAAACCGGAAAAGAGAAAGAACGCAGAGAAGAUUGAUCAUAAAUAAUUGACAACACAAAAUGUGAGGCGAGCACGUCUUUGGGUUUGAGUAAUCAAUUACAGCAAUACAUAAUUAUGCUAAUUAUAUAUUGAUGUUUAUCCGAUGAUCACAAUGUCAACGAGUUCUAUUUCAGUUCGGCCAAUUAUUAUGUCGAUCUUUAAUUUCAGGCAUGUAAUUAGUGUUAUUGGGGGGAGAAAGUUGACGGGAGGGCAGCGUUUUGUCAAAAUAUAAAUUGAUUAAGGGGGACGUGUGUUUACUGGUUUGGGUUUAGUGUUUGUUAAACCAUACGAAGUCAUUGACUGAUAAAAAAUGUACUUCUGAAUGAAAAUAGUUUGAUUUUUUAGUUAAUCCUAGUGUUCUGGCUUUGCUUGAGGGCAUAACCGUUUCCUUUAGCUGUAAAUCUACUUUUGUGUCUUUCAAUUGAGGCAUUUGGGUAGUUUCAAAUUUCUUUGGAACAUCUCAUUUUCUUCCAUUUAAACGCAAUAGGACAAGUUAUGGCAACGACAUUACAAGGGGUUUGCCCUGUGGCAAUUAAGGGCAAAACGGGUAUAAAAAUAAAUAUUUAUUAAAUUUUUUUGGAUUUUUUUUUUGUGAAUUACAAAUACAUAUUAAUUUCAAUUUUAUUUUUAUCUUCGUCUUUCUCAUUUAACAUUUCUCUGGUGAGGAGGUCAUCAUCGUGCUGGUCGAUGGUAGGUCGACAUCGUGCUUUGCGGGUGAGGAGGACAACGACAUGUUGGUCGAUGGAGGCAUCUUUGCAGGCGAGGAGGGCGGCGUCAUGCUGGCGGAGGAAGGUAAUAACGGUGGAGUUGGUCGGAGGAGGGUGAAGGGGAGGUCAACAGACUAGUGGUGGUGGGUGGGGAGGAAGAGGGAUAGAGAACUAGUGAGAGAGAUGAUGAUUUGUUAGGGUUUAGCGAGAGAGAUAUGGAAAGCUAUAUUUUAAUGGUAGUAAUCAUAUAAGGCUAUCUAUUUUGUUUUCAAAAUUAUCUUGAGAGCAAUUUUGACCUUCAAUUUAAUAAAAAAAGGGGGGAAAUGAACAAUAUAGAGUUAGGUUAUCACAAUUAAUCUAUCCCCACAACAACAUUCUUCAACAACUUCCUGAUAUCUGGAUGGUCAAUCCCAGGGGCAGAGUCAAGAUUUCUACACCGGGUGGGCCGAAAAUAAUUAAAUGUAAAUAAAAAUAUUAUUUUCAAAGUAUACAACGUUCUUUGAAAUCAUUGAAAAAUAACACAAAGUAGCAUCUAAACUAAAUGUUUUGCUACCUUUCUUUCAAUAUAGUCUAAAAAUCAUUGAAAUCAAUCAAAUAAAACAAAAUGUGAGGUAGUGGUGAAAUGAACAUGGGUGCUUCACACUAAAGUCGUAGGGGCCCGGACUAGUUCGGGUGGGCAGGGGGCACCCUACCAUUCAAGUAGCUCCGCCCCUGGUCAAUCCUACUUGAGUUAGAAACAUAUGUGUUGAGGACAGUUUAUGGUUAGAUAUGUCGGAAGAGAUAUGAUACUUAGAAUCAUUAACGUUCAAACGGAGGUCAACUAUGGUAUACGUGUGAUUUAUUCUACUACCAGUCACUGGACCAAAACAAAGUUGUAAUAAUUAUCAACUUCCUAACUGGCCACAUUUUUUUCUCUCUCCUUGAUUAGCAGAUUAAUGAUCCAAUAAAAUGAAGACAAUAGUAUUACAAAGCUUCCCACAUCACAAAACGUUCAUUAACUUUGAAGACUAGAAUCUCAUAGCAAGUGCAAGUUGACCUAGCGAGCUAGAUUGCUCGCGAAAAUCAGUACAUCUGUAUUACAAAUUUUGAGUAAUCGGUGGGAGAACGAGAACAUAGAUUCAGGGUCGAACAACUCGACUGAGAUUCCAUUCCAUCCCAGCACCUUUUGUCGGAAGAACAGAUUCCAUCCAUCCCACCUAUAUUUUACUAAAAAACAAAGGAUUUACGAAUAUAAUAAUUUUCCAUUACGUUCUUCCUUUUUCUUUUGUGGUCAAACAAUGAAACAAAAUGAAAAGUCAUACCCUGACUUGUAUCCCUCCCCGCAUAAUAAUUCCUUGACCACCAUUUUUUUAAUAAAUUGACCUCAAUUCUUGCCAAAAGGGUAGUUCUUUUUAAUAAUAAAAAGGGUAAUUAUUUUAUUAUUUCAUUUUGUUGAUGAUCGAGGAGUUUUUCUGUUCCACUUAGGACUUAGAGAAACAAAUCAAAAUGAAAAAAAAAAGGUCCCAGAGAGGUGGAGGCCCUUUUCAGAGGUUUGAUUUGGUCUUUAGAGCAUGUGGGUGGCUGGAGCUUUGGGACAAGAAGCCCAACAAUGCUUUGGUCUUCUAAUAAGAUCUUGUUAAAGCAAAUGGAAUCGUUGAAGCCUUCGAGAGGGCCAAAUUAUUGGACUCUGAUGGUUUGUUUUACUUUGUAAUUCUAAUUAGGGUUGAAUUCCUUCCUCCCCUUUCGUUUUGUCAACAGUCGUCAUUGCGGGAUCUGUUCCCCACGUACGUUAGAGUUGGAGGUUUAGGUUUGUUUGCAAUCUGGUUUAGGGUUUUUGCCUUGUUUUAAAAUGAGCGGAAGGGUAUUUCAAUGGAAUGUUGAUGAAAGCAUGUAUCUGAAGCCAUGAGUUCAUGCAAAUGAAUUCAAAUUCGAAUGAACUGAUCGAGCGAUAGACAACAACCCAAUCAUCCUACUUUUUAAAAGGUCUCAAAUUGAUUGAAAGUUGAAACAUGGACUUGCCCGUCGAUCCCAUCGAGCAGCCUAAAGAUACAUUCAUGUGGGUAAUCGAUGGGUUAGGUAGAUUUCAUCCACCCAGCUGGGCCUACCUGCAUAGAUGCAUGCGGGUUGCACGUAAAGCGACUCACCAUAUUCGAUCCACAUUUUAGAAAUUGAUGGUAUUUGAUGGCUUGAUCGGUCAAAAGGACGAGUUGGCAGGUGAUACUGAUCAAACGCAUUAUCGAUUCUAAAAAAACCAAAAUCUAAGUUACCAACAUUUUAAAACUCAUGCAUCAAUCAGGUACCACCAACCUCAAGAACAAAGUGAAAUAUAGUGUUUGUUGUAUCCAUUCUUACAUUGUUAAAGUCAUAAACAUAUACAUACGCCAUUGAAUGAAGCAACAAGAAUUCAAACAUAAUUCAAACAUCUAUUAACACAAUCGAAAGCCUAAGUUUAAUAUGCUUUUUAUCCUCUAAUUUCUAGUAAAGGAGUAAAUAAUCCAAUGGAAU